AUGGCUGCUGAAGGUGGUGAAGGAGAAACUCAACAAAAAGAAGAAACUAAAAGACAUACCUAUCCACUUAUUCGUACAAGUGAUAUGAAUGAAGAAAUAAAAACUGAAUGUAUGGAAUUAUGUGUAACAGCAUGUGAAAAAUUUUCUCAAAAUAAUGAAAAUGCUGCAAGAAUGAUUAAAGAAACAAUGGAUAAAAAGUUUGGUCCUACUUGGCAAGUUAUUGUAGGUGAAGGAUAUGGAUUUUUUAUUGAACAUCAAGUUAAAUCACUUUUAUAUAUGUUUUUUGGUGGUACUACAGCCAUCAUUGUAUGGAAAUGUGCUUAA
Adineta steineri is the source of this 324-nucleotide messenger RNA. NCBI's taxonomy places the organism in Eukaryota, Metazoa, Rotifera, Eurotatoria, Adinetida, Adinetidae. The record is from the annotation of a GenBank genome assembly.